AUCACAUCUAUAAUUUCUCAGAGAGAGAGAGAGAGAGAGAGACUAAAAGAAGGAAAGAAAGAACACAAAGCUGGCUAGCUUCCCUAGAUUGCCCUUGACCUUGACAAACCCAAACCCUACCCAAGUUAAUUUAACCCCAAAAAAAACCCAAACUGUUAAUUUUAUUCUUCCCCAUUUGAUCGUUUAUAUAUCUUGGUCGCACCUGACCAGAUUUCUCUUACACUUCUCUUGUUACCUUACUUAGCCAGCUAGGGCCCUCUCAAUUUUCUUUCCCAUUUCUUUACCCUACCUCUUCAAGCUGUUCUUAUAUAUCUACACACACACACAUACAUAUACAUAUAUAUAUAUAUAUAUAUGUCUAUAUAUAUCUAGGUUUCCUGUUUAUACACAGACACUUUCUUUAUAUAAUCAACCAGCUUAAUUAUAUUACUUGUGCCUAUAUCUUUUCCUUUAUUUUAUAAAUUUAUAUAUUACUAUAAUACCUUCAUCCUUCCCUCCUCCUUUUUUUUUGUUUUUAUUUUUCAUUUUUUGAAUCGAUCAUGGCGAACCGGUGGUGGACUGGACAUGUAGGUCUACCGGGAGGAGGAGUAGUGAACGAAACCUCAGCUGUAGCAGCCGCCGGAAGCUCCCCCAUGAAAAACAUCAUCAAACCAGAUCUGGGAAUCUCCAUGAACAACACCGGAACCAGCAGCCUUGGAGGAUCCGGCGGGGAUGAAGAUGAUAACAACAGCGACGACCCCAAGGAAGGAGCCAUCGAAGUCGCCACGAGACGACCCAGAGGCCGUCCGCCUGGCUCCAAAAACAAGCCCAAACCCCCAAUCUUUGUGACUAGAGACAGCCCUAACGCUCUCCGCAGCCACGUCAUGGAGAUAUCCAACGGGGCCGACAUCGCUAGCAGCGUAGCCCAGUUCGCCAGGAGAAGGCAGCGUGGCGUCUGUGUCAUGAGUGGGAGUGGCACCGUCACCAACGUCACGCUCAGGCAGCCGUCCGCGCCCGGCGCAGUCAUGGCGCUUCACGGGAGGUUCGAGAUUUUGUCCUUGACUGGGGCGUUUUUGCCUGGCCCUGCACCGCCUGGGUCGACUGGAAUGACCAUAUACUUGGCAGGCGGGCAAGGCCAGGUUGUUGGAGGAAGCGUGGUGGGACCCCUUGUGGCUUCAGGGCCCGUGAUGGUGAUCGCAGCGACGUUUACAAAUGCGACGUAUGAGAGGUUGCCGUUGGAGGAGGAAGAAGAGCAAGCAGGAGGGGGUACUAGUUCGGGGACUGCGGCAGGAGGUGUGGGGUCGCCGCCAGGAAUUGGCGGUGGUGGGAUGGGAGACCCGGCGGCGUUGGCAGGGGUUUAUAAUAUUCCACCGAAUUUGCUUCCGAAUGGAGGAGGGCAGACACAGUUGAGCCACGAUCAGCAGGCAGCUUAUUCAUCUUGGGCUCAUGGUCAAGGUGGUGGUAGGCCUCCUUUUUAAAAGUUAAUUACUUAAUAAAAUUAGGGUUUAUGGACAAUUAAUUCGGAAUAAAAAUGAGACGUGAGUGCUUACUAGUAGUACUACUACUCUUUCAUAUUAACUUAACUUUAUAGGAGGAAUUAAACUGGAAAUCAUUAAGGUACUUAAGCUUCCUUAAUUUAUGUUGUGCUUUGUACUUGGUAGAAAUGAAUUAUAGAAGAUGAGAAGCGUUGAGCAGUGGAUUA
Messenger RNA from Pyrus x bretschneideri (Chinese white pear), 1681 nucleotides. Its product is annotated as AT-hook motif nuclear-localized protein 20-like. Bases 540 to 1457 code for a protein of 305 amino acids. Gene Ontology annotation, cellular component: nucleus. Lineage: Eukaryota; Viridiplantae; Streptophyta; Magnoliopsida; Rosales; Rosaceae. Gene Ontology annotation, molecular function: minor groove of adenine-thymine-rich DNA binding; DNA-binding transcription factor activity. The record is from RefSeq and is a predicted model, not a curated record. The transcript has a single exon.